AUGGGUGUACGAUUCUGCAGCGCCUGCGGCAACCUCCUCGAAGACUCCCCGAACGAGAUCCUAGAAUGCGAACAAUGUGGAAAAAGCGAGCAGAACAAAGCACUACACCAAACGGAAACCAGAACCUCCGAAAACUUCCCCUCGAAGCUGCGAAACAGACUGAAAUCACACACCCAGACACCUCAGAAAGCCCCCUCCGGACCCACCAUGGACAUCGAGUGUCCGAAAUGCCCGUCCAAGGAGGUGUAUUAUGCGCAGGUGCAGCUGAGGAGCGCGGAUGAGGGGAGUACGAUUUUUUAUACCUGCGUUGGGUGUGCGCAUAGGUGGCAAGAAAAUAAUUAG
Messenger RNA from Aspergillus melleus, 342 nucleotides. RefSeq names its product DNA-directed RNA polymerase I subunit RPA12 (gene ZNRD1). The record is from RefSeq and is a predicted model, not a curated record. Gene Ontology annotation, molecular function: nucleic acid binding; DNA-directed RNA polymerase activity; zinc ion binding. The coding region runs from base 1 to 342 and encodes 113 amino acids. Gene Ontology annotation, biological process: termination of RNA polymerase I transcription; DNA-templated transcription. NCBI's taxonomy places the organism in Eukaryota, Fungi, Ascomycota, Eurotiomycetes, Eurotiales, Aspergillaceae. The transcript has 3 exons. Gene Ontology annotation, cellular component: RNA polymerase I complex.